Messenger RNA from Metarhizium acridum CQMa 102, 681 nucleotides. The record is from RefSeq and is a predicted model, not a curated record. Lineage: Eukaryota; Fungi; Ascomycota; Sordariomycetes; Hypocreales; Clavicipitaceae.
AUGAUUAUGCUGUCUGACCUUUACCGAGCUAAGAAGAUACGGUGCGGGAGAGAAAGCCUUCUUACGCGAAUUGCUCCCGUCUUAGCUAGGUUUAUGAGUGGUCUAGCCAGGGAGAAAGGUGCAACCAAACGGCCCUACUUCGUCUAUGUUGAACAAUCAGAAAACACGGAAAGGGCCUGGAAGUGUGGCAUUACCUACUUUAUUUGGCAGCGAUAUGAGACAAUUCAGCCACACAAGGCCUUCUGGCUUGCAAUCACGAGACGUGGGAUUACCAGGCCCCAGGGGACUUUCCUUACGAUACCUAGUCAAGGGUUGGGUGAAAAGUUAUUCGGUCCCACGUCAUUGGAGUCGUUGAUGCUCAACUUCAAGGACAUGCUUGCUGAUGUUCUUGAUUCUGAGGCGCCGUUAUUGAAGGAAUGCACUCAGUCAGCCCUGCGCGAUGUUGGUCUUCCGAUGAGCCAGCGAGAAGAACUUCCCGCGGACGAGUCGUUGCCCACGGCACGUCCGAACUUGUCCAUCGACUCCGACAUCACGGCAGGUUUCCUCAUGAACGCGAAGCGGGCCAUCAAGCACGUUGAGCUAUUACUCUCCCCUUGCCAUGUCAAUGACCAGGCGCUUUUGUCCUUGAUGAUGAAUGCACGACGGCCUAUCUGUGCCAGGACAGAGUUGGCUGUCAUUUGA